AAAAUGUAAGGAUUUAUCUUCUUUUUAUCUGAUGAGCUUGGGCGUGUGGAAUGGAGGUGAGAAGCAUGUGGGAAGCUCUGCAAGUCCACGGGCAAGUAGUGAAAUUAGGGAUGGGGCACAAGGAUGCGUCGCGUAAGUUGUCUAAGGUCUUCACCUUCGCCGCUCUCUCCCCCUUUGGCGACCUCAACUACGCUCGUCUUCUUCUCUCCACCAAUCCCACUCUCAACUCUUACUACUACAACACCCUCCUUCGCGCCUUCUCCCAAACCCCCCUCCCCACCCCUCCCUUCCACGCCCUCUCCCUUUUCCUCUCCAUGCCCUCCCCACCCGAUAACUUCACUUUCCCUUUCCUCCUCAAAUGCUGCUCUCGUUCCAAACUCCCUCCUCUUGGUAAACAGCUCCACGCUCUCCUCACCAAACUCGGCUUCGCCCCGGAUCUUUAUAUCCAGAACGUCCUCCUUCAUAUGUACUCCGAGUUCGGCGACUUGCUCCUGGCUCGCUCCCUGUUUGAUAGAAUGCCUCACAGAGACGUUGUUUCCUGGACCUCCAUGAUUGGCGGCCUUGUUAAUCAUGACUUACCCGUUGAGGCCAUCAAUUUGUUUGAGAGAAUGCUGCAAUGUGGUGUAGAGGUGAAUGAGGCCACGGUUAUUUCUGUUUUGAGAGCCUGUGCUGAUUCUGGAGCCUUGAGUAUGGGGAGGAAGGUCCAUGCUAAUUUAGAGGAAUGGGGAAUUGAAAUUCACUCUAAGUCCAACGUUUCCACUGCUCUUGUUGAUAUGUAUGCCAAGGGUGGGUGCAUAGCGAGUGCGAGGAAGGUGUUUGAUGAUGUUGUCCACAGAGAUGUUUUCGUUUGGACUGCAAUGAUUUCUGGCCUCGCCAGCCACGGGCUUUGCAAGGAUGCCAUUGACAUGUUUGUUGACAUGGAAAGUUCUGGGGUAAAACCCGAUGAGAGGACAGUGACCGCGGUUUUAACAGCGUGCAGGAAUGCAGGCUUGAUUCGCGAAGGUUUCAUGUUGUUCAGUGAUGUGCAAAGGCGUUAUGGGAUGAAACCUUCAAUUCAGCAUUUUGGCUGUUUAGUGGACCUUCUUGCUAGAGCAGGGCGUUUGAAGGAAGCUGAAGAUUUUGUUAAUGCAAUGCCCAUUGAACCUGAUACAGUCCUUUGGAGGACCCUCAUAUGGGCCUGUAAAGUUCAUGGUGAUGCUGACAGGGCCGAGCGGUUGAUGAAGCACCUUGAGAUACAAGACAUGAGGGCUGAUGAUAGUGGAAGUUACAUACUUGCUAGCAAUGUUUAUGCAUCCACGGGAAAGUGGUGUAACAAGGCAGAAGUGAGGGAGUUGAUGAAUAAGAAGGGACUAGUGAAGCCGCCAGGAACUAGUAGGAUUGAGGUUGAUGGUGGUGUGCAUGAGUUUGUGAUGGGAGAUUACAAUCACCCUGAGGCGGAGGAAAUAUUUGUCGAAUUGGCUGAGGUGGUGGAUAAGAUAAGAAAAGAAGGGUAUGAUCCCAGAGUUUCAGAGGUCUUGCUUGAGAUGGAUGAUGAGGAAAAGGCCGUUCAGUUGCUUCACCAUAGUGAGAAGCUGGCUCUUGCUUAUGGACUAAUCAGAAUAGGUCAUGGGUCUACAAUCCGGAUUGUGAAAAACCUAAGGUCUUGUGAGGACUGUCACGAGUUUAUGAAACUAAUCUCUAAGAUAUACAAAAGAGAUAUCAUAGUAAGAGACAGAAUACGUUUCCAUCAUUUUAAAAAUGGAGAGUGCUCUUGUAAGGAUUAUUGGUAGCUUCAGAAUUGUCCUUGUGAAGAAUGCCCACUGUACUGUCACAUUGACAAAUGCAGAUGCCAAAGAAUGUUCCACAGUAGCAUGGCAAACAAAACAUGCGAACAAAAAAAAGUUGUGAAGAAUGUCCCGUGUACAGUCACAUGACCUACUAGCUUUGAUGCCUAAUACGGGCAUUGAUGAAUGCAAAUGCCAAAGCUGAGCCGUGAUCGCAGAUUCUGAUCAAAUGUCAAUAAACGGGAAAUUUUGUUAUCAAUAAGGUUCGUUAUAUUGGAUAAUGAGCAUUCCAGAUCGGAUAUACUUCGAUCUAUAAUCCAUGACAAACGUCCACGUUCAGAGUGUAUAUUAGUCAUCAUAAUAAUUUUUGGGACAAAUUCAUUGGUUUCUAAUUUCUAUUCGGUUAUGCCUAAUAAAACUAAUUCAGAAAGUAUAUAAAAGAGGAGCAGCUGCAAUCAUUCUUUGGAGGUUCUUUGGUCAGAUACUGUGAGCAAUUUACAGAACUGCAGGUAUGGGGUGAUAAACCUUUUGUGUGGGCCUUCAACCUUCAACUCCCAACCAAGGAUAACUAUAGUGCCAUCGCAUAUUUUACAACCAAAGAGACAGUCCUUGAGGAUUUGCUAAUGGACAAGUUCUUGAAGGGUGGCAA
Glycine soja is the source of this 2412-nucleotide messenger RNA. Its product is annotated as pentatricopeptide repeat-containing protein At4g21065-like. The record is from RefSeq and is a predicted model, not a curated record. Bases 51 to 1769 code for a protein of 572 amino acids. Lineage: Eukaryota; Viridiplantae; Streptophyta; Magnoliopsida; Fabales; Fabaceae. Gene Ontology annotation, molecular function: zinc ion binding; protein binding; RNA binding. The transcript is spliced from 2 exons. Gene Ontology annotation, biological process: RNA modification.